CCUCUUUCCUUCUUCGUGCAAAACCAAAAAAUUCCUAACCCUACCCAACCAUUCUUCUUCUCCCUUAUUCCUGAUGAGUGGCAUUCUCCCCGAGUAAAAUGCAGCUGCGGCCGGGCGUUUGAAGACGUCGUUGCCGCCAUCGAAGAUUCGAAGAUCGACGAGCUCGAGAAGGUGCAGUCCGAAUUGGACGCCGCCAAGAACAGGGGAUCGACAGCGAGGGCAGCAAUCUCGAAAUUGCAAUCGGUGCUGGAGGCGACUCAACGGCGGGUGAGGUCGAAGGUGAAGGGCAAAGUGAAGGUGAUGAAGGCGACGAACGAAUUGACGCUGGUCGUCGACCAGAGGUGCAAGAAUCUGGAGGCGAUCAAGAUGGAGGCCGAUGAGCAGCUGAGGAAGCGGAUGAAGAUGAAGCAGGUGCUCCGUGUGCGGAGGCAGAGCCUCCACUCGCUUCAAUUGACUCUCCGCGCGAUGCGGAUCGAGGCCGAGGCAUUCGCGACUUCAGCGGAGGACGCGGCGGCGGUUAUCUCGAUGUCGAUGGAGGUGGAGUACGAGACCGUUGAAUUGACAGCGGAGGAAGAGGGGGAUGUGAUUGUGGAAGACAAGGAGGAUUUGGCGGCGAUAGCGGGGAAGAAAGGAGCGAGGGAGGAUAUGGUGGAAGAGAAGGUGGCGGCGGGGGAUCAAGAAUUGGUUCCGGUGAUUCUGAGUUUGGUGUUUUCCAUUCUGAGAAUUUCCUAUUAA
Linum tenue is the source of this 735-nucleotide messenger RNA. The record is from the annotation of a GenBank genome assembly. NCBI's taxonomy places the organism in Eukaryota, Viridiplantae, Streptophyta, Magnoliopsida, Malpighiales, Linaceae.